Cryptosporidium muris RN66 is the source of this 2463-nucleotide messenger RNA. RefSeq names its product protein kinase domain-containing protein. Bases 1 to 2463 code for a protein of 820 amino acids. Gene Ontology annotation, biological process: peptidyl-serine phosphorylation; intracellular signal transduction. Gene Ontology annotation, molecular function: ATP binding; protein serine/threonine kinase activity. The transcript has a single exon. The record is from RefSeq and is a predicted model, not a curated record. Lineage: Eukaryota; Apicomplexa; Conoidasida; Eucoccidiorida; Cryptosporidiidae.
AUGACAUCUCGUAUAUCUAACCGUUCGACUGUCUCUUCAAGUAUCAAUGUCAGUACAACUAAAGUGCAAAGCUCAAGAACUCCCAGUACAACAAAUACAAGCAGCAGUAGAGCAACUCGAAAUAUGGUCUCUAUAUCUGAUCCUAAUUCUGCUAGUUCUUUACGAAGUACAAGUAAAAUAGCUAGUAGCUCAACUGGGAGUAACAACUAUGUUUCGAAAAAUAAAAAACAAUCUAAAAAUACAACUUAUCAAGAUUCUCCUUCAGACUGCUGCCCUUGUAAAGGAGAAACUCUAGAUAGUGAAGCUGAAAUAGUAACGUUUCAUAGGCAGAUAUUUUCUAAUCGCAGUAGCGUGAGCCUUAGUGACUUUCAUACAGUUGCAGUUAUAGGUCAGGGUGGAUAUGCUAUUGUAAGACUAGUAUUUGAUAAAAUAACAGGUCAUAUUUAUGCGCUUAAGCAAGCUAAGAAAAGUAAGCUCAUAUCAAAUAAGAACCCAGAUGAGAAUAGUUUUUCAUGUGAUGCUAAUGUUAACUUGAAAAUAAAUAACAGUUAUUUAUCUUCUUUAGACAUCCCCUCUACAAUAAAUCCCUCUACAAUAAAUACAGGCCUUAUGCUCAACACUGAAAUUAGUCUAAUGUAUAGUUCUGAGAGUGAAUGGAUUACCAGAUUAUAUUAUUACUGGGAAGAUUCUCAUUUUUAUUACAUGUUGAUGGAAUAUAUGCCAGGCGGUGAUAUGAUGCGUCAUUUAAUGGAAUAUCACACUUUCGAUGAAAAUACAGCGAAAUUCUAUAUAGCUGAGGUUAUUUUAGCUCUUGAUUAUCUUCAUAAUAAUCAAGAGUAUAUUCAUAGGGAUAUUAAACCUGAUAAUAUAUUAUUAGAUGAAAAGGGGCAUAUAAAAUUAGUAGAUUUUGGACUCUCAAGAAACAUAAAAAAUGAAAAUAAACAGCAUCCUUUUGUAUCAAAUGUCGCGAAUGAAUUACAGACAUCGGAGAUUUGGGCAGUUCCGACUAACAUAAUUAAAACAGAUCCUAAGGUAUCCAACAAAAAGUCUUGCAAUUCCACAAUAGUUGUUCAUGAUCCAAAUUUCCAAGCUGGAACCCCAGAUUAUAUGGCUCCUGAGAUACAUAGGGGAGAACCAUAUAGUUUAAGUGCAGAUUUAUGGAGUGUCGGAAUAAUAAUAUAUGAAAUGCUUUUUGGUGGUCCUCCCUUAUCAGAUCCAGGUCAAAACUCGCUUAUCACACGAAAAAAGGUUAUGAAUUGGGACAAGUAUUUCUAUUUACCCUCAGAACAUCACAAAUAUUCUAAAGAUGCUCUAGAUCUUAUAUGUUCUUUAGUUUGUGAACCCCAAAAUAGACUUAAAAGUACUAGAGAGGUUAUGAAACAUCCCUUCUUUCGUGGUAUUAACUUUACGAAUGUCAGAUCUCAGAAAGCUCCAAUUAAACCAGUUAUCAAACAUUCUCUUGAUCAUUCUAAUUUCGACAAUUUCCCUUUAGACACUAUUAUUAAUUUUUACAAAUCCUCCCAAGUCCCAUAUACUUUGUCAAACGAUGCACUAGAUACAUUUACUAAUAACAUAACUAAUUAUUUUGGAAUUAAUUCUGGAAAUCUCGGAAUGUCCUCUUUUGAAGUGGUUCCCCCCUCUCCAGUCACAGUUUCAAAAUCUAAUGAUGCAAGCUGCCCCUCUCUAUGCAUGAAGAAUCACAACGUACCUUUAUUUGAUUCAUUUAAGUGCUACACUCCCAAAGUUAUGACAAUGAACUCUAAUGACUCAAUUUCCUCAAGAAGAAUUCAUACCCCAAAUACUAUUAAUAGGCCAAUAUCAGGAAAUAAUAUUGUACGCAACUCUUGGAUGGCCAGAGGUUGCAGCCCAGCACCGCAUUUGCAAUUACCUCUAAUCACUAAUUCAAACUAUCCUAUUAAUAAUCCAGUACCUACAAAAUUAAGUAUGAGAUAUCCUUCACCAAUUUCCCAAGUCCCUAUUAAGUACUCUGUUCAGCAAAUCAAUCCACACUUCUUGUCUAGCAGAUCUUUUUCCCCAAUGCCCCAAUCAAUUGGAAUUAUCCCAAAUAAUCUUCAAUCUCAAAAAGUAGCUUCUAUUAUAAAUCCAAGCAAUUCAGUUUCUACCAAAGUACUUUGCAAAGAUAAUAUACAGACUAAUAAAAGUACAAAUAAACUUACUUCAUCUAGAAAUACUACAGCCUCAAUAAAAACUGUUCUUAGUUCAGUUAAAACAUCAAACUCUCCCAAGAUAAAUAUUAAUAAUAGUAAUUUUACUGAUGAAAAAUUGAGAUACACCUCAAAUCUACUUAAUCAAACUAAUACUCAACGACCAUCUAUAAGCUCUUCUGUUGCUUGCAAAAAUCAAGCUAUACUUGAGACUCUUCGUAGUAAGACCGGUUCUACAAAGCCCUUCGUAAGUACUUUAAGACGGAACAUUGCCUUAGUCAACAAUGAACCAAGAUGA